Messenger RNA from Macrosteles quadrilineatus (aster leafhopper), 526 nucleotides. RefSeq names its product peptidoglycan recognition protein 3-like. Gene Ontology annotation, molecular function: N-acetylmuramoyl-L-alanine amidase activity; zinc ion binding. The coding region runs from base 71 to 526 and encodes 151 amino acids. Gene Ontology annotation, biological process: peptidoglycan catabolic process. The record is from RefSeq and is a predicted model, not a curated record. Lineage: Eukaryota; Metazoa; Arthropoda; Insecta; Hemiptera; Cicadellidae. The transcript is spliced from 4 exons.
GGAUUAGUGAGGUUGUUUUGAAAUCAAAUAAACAAGAACAAAAUUGUGUACUAUGACAUUAUUUUGAUAUAUGGAUGACAAUUCGAAUCUUCCUCCCUUAAAGGUCAUAUCCAGAGAAGAAUGGGGAGCGAGACCAACAAUCAGUACAAGAAAGUUCAAAGAUUUGCCCUUAAGGUUUGCUGUCCUAUCUCUAACUACGAGGACCAAAGAAUGCAGAAGUUUAGAGGAAUGUUGUCGUAUGAUGAGACGUAUACAACAUAUGGACAUGGCGAAACGAGGCCUUAAAGACAUAAGAUACAAUUUUUACCUUGGAAGCGACGGAAACGCCUACGAAGGUCGAGGGUGGAAAGUGAUUCCCCCAAACAACAACAAGUACCAAGGACGUCAGGGCCAAUACAUACAUAUUGUGUGUAUCGGCGACUUUAGAAGUAGGUUUACAUCAUUAGGAGAAAGGAGCCGCGACCAGUUCCAAUGUACAAAGCCCAGUGGGAUCUCCUUACUCUGGCGACGGAAAAAGAAAUUCUGA